Aspergillus costaricaensis CBS 115574 is the source of this 1455-nucleotide messenger RNA. RefSeq lists its product as uncharacterized. Lineage: Eukaryota; Fungi; Ascomycota; Eurotiomycetes; Eurotiales; Aspergillaceae. The transcript is spliced from 2 exons. The annotation marks the transcript as partial. The record is from RefSeq and is a predicted model, not a curated record.
CAAGUUAUACUAUCAAUAAUGGGAAUUUUCGAGAGUAUCAUCAGCUCCGCCGCGGAUAUAUUCCAAGGUGCAGAUGAGCGGUCUGUACGCAGACUGAUUGAAACAAUCCUCGAGCGCAUCAAGCGUUCUCCCGACCUCAUAAACCCUAAUUUACUUCUGGAAACUGUCAUAACCCUUACCAAGUCUGUCCUCGCCGCUGUAUUUGGAGCGGUCGGAAGUGUCUCAAGCAUACGAGAGGCUGUGUUCAAGAACGAGAUCAAUGCAACGACCCUGAUUCUAGUCAGAGACCAGGCUGCUGAGCUAGUGAAUUUUGUACUGGACCUCGCAGAGGCUUCAAAAUGCUACUACAUGACCGAUGGAAAGUAUGAUUCGGAGAAUGAGCAUGUGCUGUAUGCCGAAUUCAACGAACUUGACUUCUCUAUGCACAGGAACCGACAUGCUGCAAUAUGUCAAAUUCAAAGAUUGACAAAAUCGGUUAUCUACAUCCUGAAGAACCUGUACAAGCCCGUGAGAUUCACAGAUAUCCACAUGAGUGAGGAAACCACACUUCAGAGCGACCUUGUAAGUAACAGCAGCGGGACAAAGAAAAGUCCAGCUGAAGAAGAGGAUAUGAUUACAGGAGAUGAGAAAUGGUUCUUCAUUAAUGGAAUUGGCGGAGAGAUAUUCUGGCUGGAGCUUGCCUGCGAUAAAUUGAGAGCAAUGUUCUCAAGGGAGAUCAAUGGGAUUUUCAACAGGGGCGAUGGUCUCCUCUGGGAUCUCAUCGAGUGCGCAGGGCAAAGAAACUCAUACCUGCAGAACCCUGAUACAAAUAGCACAACGACGAACACAGAUGUGGAUGGAGUUGUAGGUGGGCAAAGAAAUCUUAUUGACAGCACAGCCAGUAGCAAAGAGGCUCAAAAGGUCCUCCACACGGAGCUCCUAAAGGCACUGGAAGAAGCUCCUGCGACACAACAUGUUAUCAUAAUCGCUCAUUCUCAAGGGUGUCUUCUCCUCCGUUGUGUUCUGGAAGACUUGAUCACUGCUGCAACAAAGAACUCCACCAUUAGGGGCAAACUACAAGGACAACUUUGCGUUUUCACCUUUGGAAAUCCGAGCCUGCACUGGAAAACCCAGGGUAAAUAUCCUAUUAUUGCUGAUACUGAUGGGACGAACCUUAGCUCACAUGUCCUCCGAACCGAACAUUUCGCUAACCGGCGAGACUUUGUGGCACGACUCGGUGUUCUGAGCGAAGAUUCCGAGUAUGGGUCAGACGAAAUAUUUAUCAACGAAAAUGAGGACUGGAUUGGUCAUCUUUUCGGUACACAGUACAGUUUUAACUCUGACCACUACCAAAAUUCGCACCAUCAACAUUCCUGGCUUUUGGGUUGUCGCUUUGGGAAGAAACUUAAUGAUGUUAAAAGUAAGCUCAAGCAUGUAUUACCCAUUUUACCAUUUCUUCUGGAAAAAUCACUCUAA